AUGGCCGGUCCCAGCAAGUCUUUGAUCCUUGACCCGGCUCUUCAGAAAUACUACGAGCUCAACGCCAACCGGUACAAGUACUUCCGGUGGACCCCGCGCCAUGCCUGGCUCUCGUUCAUCUACAUGGCCGUGAUCCCUGGCACAUUGGGCUACAUCGCAUACAAGACCGACGGCAAGUACGAGUUCCGCGGAAAGAGGAGGGAGGAUUCCAUUCUUGAAUACUAA
Messenger RNA from Aspergillus clavatus NRRL 1, 225 nucleotides. RefSeq lists its product as uncharacterized. Bases 1 to 225 code for a protein of 74 amino acids. The record is from RefSeq and is a predicted model, not a curated record. The transcript is spliced from 4 exons. Gene Ontology annotation, cellular component: mitochondrion. NCBI's taxonomy places the organism in Eukaryota, Fungi, Ascomycota, Eurotiomycetes, Eurotiales, Aspergillaceae.